CAGUUGCAGGCUGGUAUAGGAGCAGCGAUUCAUUAGAUAUCCUGAACUGAAAUUAUUUGAGGUUUCAAGGCUAAUUGUCAACACAGAACUGUGUCUAGAAAUGAAUCAACAAAAAGUGCAGCUGGAGUAGAAUAUGUAUAACAUACUCCCAUGGGCAUGUAUCCUAUUUGCAUCCUUGUCACAUUGUAGACCAGGUGAAAUUUUGGGAAGGAAGAUCCUUCAGUAGAUACAGAGAAAACCAGAUGGUUGGGGAAAUCAGCCUAAUUCUAGGCUCUGGUGCAUAAAGCUAAGGUGCACACAUAUGCUAACAAUCUGGAGUGAUGUAGGAUGGGGCAGUGAGGCUGAAAUGAUUAGGUAGUUGAGAUCAUGUAAAUCAGAGUCCCUAAGACUCCUGAAGGGUGUGGGAGAGAAAUGCUUGAGGGGGGUGAGUUGUGAGGACAAAUAUGUUUUUUGAGAGAGAUGUCCUUACAAGGGCAGCACAGUUAGGGUGAUGUAUGCUCAUAGUAAUGAUGGGGAGGACGAUUAGGGGUGAAAAUAUAUUCACUCUAUAGUGCUUUGUGUUCUUUCUCUAAAGGUCCACAGCUUUGGUAGACAUUACCAACGUAAUAGGAAUUUCAGUCUUUCUCUAGGUGACUAGCGAAACUUGUACUAGCUAGUUUGGAUUUCAACCAAAUAUUAUGUAGCUGAUGUUUGGAGCAUGUUACAAUUCCUGGGUCUUAGUAGUUGAAGGAAAACUAUGUUUUCGAAAAGAAACUAAAGCAGUCAGGCAAAUUAAUGAUAUUCUUCGUGACUGGGGUAGCAAAGAAAUCAAGGUGUAUUUCAGUAGUGUGAACUCAGAUGGCACUGGUCCAACAGUCACAAAUGGAAACAAACUGAUAAGAGGCACCGUUUUUUUAUUUCUGCCAAAAGGAGCCUUCCUAGGGUGACCACCAUUUGAUUUCAUCAACAUUGGACUGGCCUUAGGAAGAAUGGAGCUCCCCUGUUUUAAGAAAAAAAAAAAUAGAAGGAACUAAAGAAUAUCAUACAUGGCAUGACUACAGUACAAAGAGGAAAUGACUCCCAGGUGGUGCCUUCAAUAGCUGUUCCAAGUGGAACCAAAGAGAUUUUGAAAACUCCUUCCCAGAGCCACUUCAUAUGUAAAAGAGGGCAGUAUUGAGAUGGGUACAGAGCCUACAGCUAUUUGGAGAGUAGAUUCUUUUUGUAACACUGAAAUUAUUUCAGUAUGUUCCUAGAGAUUGGUUUAAUCAUGCAUUGGGAAAUCACUUUGGGCUAGCAAAUGCAUACAUAAUUACAUUAGCAUUUUGUGUAUCUUAGGUUUAUUGAAUAUUUGCAGUUCUGCUUAACGGGAUAGUCCUAGAUUUAACCUUGCAUGCAUGUCUAUCAGGGGAUUUUAACAAGAUUACUUUACUUUUUUCUUGACUUCUGUAAGAAUUUGUCCAAGUGACCACCUUUUUCUUUUGUCAGCUCUCAGGAGUCUACAAUGCCUGCCCUAGUUCUGAGCACUCUGCUAACAAAAAUAUGGAAUACAGGUCUGGGUUAGAAGCAGUGCAUACCUAGGAAUGCACAGACUGCCAUAAACCCUUUAUGGGAAAAGCUGUGAAUAUCUCUAGGGGUCUACAUGAUUCAUUUGUUUGUGCAUCACCAGUGGCUAUAUUGUUCCCUAGAGCAGCGGUUUCCAAACUAUUUCAGUCAUGGAACCUUUCUGUAGACUUUUUUUUUCCCACGGAACCCUAACUCUACCCCUAAUUUUUACUAAGCAUUGUGCUGCUAUUGCCUGAGUACUUUGCAUAAUGCAGUAGGUUUGGAAAUAAAGAGAAAACAUUUUAAACAAAUGAAUAAAGCAAUUAUAUGGUAAUAUCCCAAAUGAAUUUUUUCGCUAAUUCCCAGAACUAUGCAAUAGAGUCUUAGGAAUCAAAUGACGUGAUCCAUUUUCUUGUUCAUUGCUUCGACGCCAGUUGACAAUCACAUAGUUGGCCUUGAGUGGUGUCAUUUUAAGUUUGAUUUUUGAGAUUUUUCAUGGAACCCCUACAAGGCUUUUGCAGGACCCUUUGUGCUAGAACUAGUCGUGGCUAUUUCUAGGGAAUAAGCAAUGCAUCUUUCAGUGGCAUUCAGACCCUAGACUCCAGUGGUAACUCCUCCCCCUUCUCCAGCAGCACAGUCAAACCCUGACUUCCCAGCACCAGAUCCAUCAUCAUCAUCAUCUAAUGUUAAGCUUAAGAUUAACUCAAGAAUGUUCUAAACUUUAAGAACUGUUUCUUUCGUUUCUUACAAUAUUGUAUACCUACACACACACAUACAGAUUCUUUCUCUCUAUGCUGUACCAGUAGUUACUUUAUUAUUACUGUAUUGUUGUUAUUACAAUGCUUUAUUUUGUAUAAGAAAGAAACAGCAUUUCCAUAGAAAGGUAAAAGACAAAUAUUUGGCUUACUCAUGUGAUCCAAUUUACAUACAAAUUCAACUUAAAGAAGCCCUUAUGAAAGGAACAGAACUCAGUCUUAAUCUGUGGACUACUUGUACAUUCCAGUAAUUGGAAGGUAUAUGUCACCAUGGCCACUUUAGAUAUUUCCAAGAACAGAAUUAAUUGGCAUCUAAGCUGGGUUUAUUCACCCAGCAUGGUGAGACUUAUAGGAAAACAUGUAAAAUUGGAUUGUACUGGUAUCAGCUUCUCUAAAUCCAUUGGAAAAGAGAUGGACAAGAACCGAAAUAGUAUAAAUUAUCUGGGAUUAAAUUAGUUUACACCAUUAAAGUAAGUAGUUAUUACUACUGUAGCUAAGUGUUUACCUUGUCCAUUAAGUGUUGCUUGCUUAAAAAUUAAGUUAUAAAAUGUUUUUAAUAUUAGUACUGGCCAUGAACACCACUGGAAGUUUUAUGAUUUUGCAAUUACAUAAUCCAAAACACAGAAACAUCUCCCCCGCACCCCAUUUAUUCAACAGUUGGCCUGAACAAAGAGGUGGCAGAGAUAGUAAGACUUUGCAAAACAACAAGAAGUACAGGAGAAAUAGCACUGACCCAUUUUCUUUAUCCAUUGUAGAAAACUUGACUGUUACAUAUGAAUCUGCCUUUUCCUGAAUUAGGCUGCGCUACCCAAGUAUCAUCUUCUACGCUAACUAGCAGAAGCUGUUCAGAUUGGCAAGAAGGGUUCCUCCUCAGUCCUGCCUGAAAAUAUCAGAAAAUGAUCUCCUCAUGAAAAGUAUGUGCUGUACCACUGAGCUAUGGUCUCUUACCAUAACCAUGAAGUAGAAGGCACAAAAGAAAUUCAGGAGUGAUUUUUCAGGUAGCCCUCUCAAAAAGAGACUUGAGUCAUAACCAUUUGUUAUCUUCUAACUGGAGCAUUGAUUCAGGAGGUCAAAUCCUAGAAGAAGUAAAGAUGAAUUACAACGAACUAACUGACAUCCCCUAUUUUGGAGAAUUGACUUCUAACAUUACACUACUUUCCCUAGUGCAUAACACAAUCCCAGAAAUUGUCCCUGAACAGCUUCAGCUUUACAGUUCCUUGGAAAACCUUGACCUCACCUCUAAUUUAAUCUCUGAAAUCAAAGUCUCUUCAUUCCCACGGAUGCAACUGAAGUACUUGAAUCUGAGCAACAAUAGAAUCACUACUCUGGAAGCAGGUUGUUUUGAUAACUUAUCCAGUUCCCUAAUAGUUGUGAAAUUAAACAGAAACCGAAUAAGCAUGAUUCCUCCAAAGACCUUCAGGCUGCCUCAUGUACAGUUCUUGGAACUGAAAAGAAACAGAAUUAAAGUAAUAGAAAGCCUUACUUUCCAAGGCUUGGACUCCUUAAAGUCAUUAAAAAUGCAGCGCAAUGGGAUUAGCAGACUAAUGGAUGGUGCCUUCUUUGGAUUGGAUAACAUGGAAGAGCUAGAACUAGAACAGAAUAACCUGACAGAAGUAAACAAGGGCUGGCUUUAUGGUUUGAGGACAUUACAACAGCUCUAUGUCAGUCAGAAUGCCAUUCAUAGGAUUGGACCAGAUGCAUGGGAGUUCUGUCAAAGGCUUUCUGAACUAGAUCUGUCUUACAACCAGCUCACCCGUCUAGAUGAGUUUGCUUUUGUUGGACUGAGUUUACUAGAGAGAUUAAAUCUGAGUGACAACAGAGUCAGUCACAUUGCUGAUGGUGUCUUUAAGGGACUUUCAAAUCUACAAACCUUGGAUCUGCGAAAUAAUGAGAUCUCCUGGGCCAUAGAAGACUCAAAUGAAGCAUUUGUAGGACUUGAUAGACUCAAUAAAUUGAUACUUCAAGGAAACCAGAUUAAAUCAGUCACUAAAAAAGCAUUUGCUGGUCUUCAGGCUCUUGAAUAUCUAGAUUUGAAAAACAAUGCUAUAAUGUCUAUUCAAGAAGGAGCUUUCUCCCAGCCUCUUCUUAAAAAUCUGGGGAUCAACACUAGCAGUUUACUGUGUGACUGUCAGUUGAAAUGGCUGCGCCACUGGUUUAUGCACAGCCACUUAAAGGAUAGUGUCAGUGUCAUUUGUGCUCAUCCUGAAUGGCUGGCUGGACAGAGCAUCCUCAAUGUCAAUCUCGAAGACUUUGUUUGUGAUAACUUUCCCAAGCCACAGAUCAGAGCGCAUCCUGAGACGACCAUUGCACUGAGAGGUACCAAUGUCACUUUGACUUGCAAGGCAGUGAGCAGCAGUGAUUUGCCCAUGUCCACCACAUGGAGAAAGGACAGUGAAAUAUUGUAUGAUGCAGACAUAGAGAAUUUUGUAAGGUACCAGCAGCAAGAUGGUGAAGUUCUGGAAUACACUACUGUCCUGCAUGUUUUCAAUGUGAACUUCACUGAUGAAGGAAAAUACCAGUGUAUCAUCUCCAAUCACUUUGGCUCCAAUUACUCCAACAAGGCAAAGUUGACUGUCAAUGAAUUGCCUUCUUUUGUGAAAACUCCUAUGGAUCUAACUAUUCGAACUAGAGCCAUGGCUAAACUGGAGUGUGCUGCAGAAGGCCACCCCCCACCUCAGAUUUCCUGGCAGAAAGAUGGAGGCACAGACUUUCCUGCAGCUCGUGAAAGGCGCAUGCAUGUGAUGCCAGAGGAUGAUGUCUUUUUCAUAGCAAAUGUGAAAAUAGAAGAUAUGGGAAUCUAUAGCUGUAUGGCACAAAAUGUGGCAGGAGGUAUAUCAGCUAAUGCCACAUUAACAGUACUAGAAACACCAUCAUUUGUCAGGCCCCUAGAAGAUAGGACUGUGGCCCAAGGUGAAACAGCAGUGCUGCAGUGCAUUGCCAGUGGCAGCCCUCCCCCUCGUCUAAACUGGACCAAAGAUGAUGGGCCUUUGACAGUAACAGAACGGCAUUUCUUUGCUGCUGCCAAUCAGCUCCUUAUCAUUGUAGAUGCUGGAUUAGAGGAUGCUGGGAAGUACACUUGCAUCAUGUCCAAUACACUUGGUACAGUGCGUGGCCAUAUCUACCUAUAUGUCAUAUCCUCACCAAACUGUGACUCUUCUCAGAGUGGCAUUGGGAUUGAAGAAGAUGGCUGGACAACAGUUGGUAUUGUGAUAAUUGUCGUGGUUUGCUGUGUUGUGGGCACCUCUCUGGUUUGGGUUAUUGUCAUCUAUCAUAUGAGAAGGAAAAGUGAAGACUACAGCAUCACAAACACAGAAGAGGUAAAUUUGCCUGCUGAUAUUCCCAGUUAUUUAUCCUCCCAAGGGACUUUGUCAGAACCACAGGAAGGCUACAGUAAUUCUGAGGCAGGAAGCAAUCAACAACUUAUGCCUCCCUCCAAUGGUUAUGUGCACAAAAGUGCAGAAGGUGGCACAGCACCAUUGGUGAUCUGCUCAGAUUGCUACGACAAUGCCAACAUCUAUUCCAGAACCAGAGAGUUUUGUCCUUAUGCAUACAUCACAGAAGAUGACCCACUUGAUCAAACAUUGUCUAGCCUAAUGGUGCAGAUGUCAAAAGAGCCCUAUCCCGUGUGCCCCCAGCAUGAAGCCACUAAUUUGGAUAGUCUGUCGGGUGACAGAGACAUGUCUGUCUUCCUUAAUAGUCAGGAUCGGCUACAUGAGAGGAAACCCUGCUCUCAGCCAUGCAGUAGUGAUCCUUUUCAGCUCUCUUUAUGGGGCAUCAAUAAAGAUCUGGGGUUGUUGCAUCCUCAUUUCUCACCUCAGCCAAAGACCCAUGAAGUACCUCGAGUUCUGCGAAGUGAAGGCAUUACAGAGAGUGAACAUGAGCUGGUUAUUUCCCCCAGACCUCGCCACAGGUUACAUGAACACAACUUUGAUUUUAACAGGACUCGGAACAUACAGGAACACCAUGAAGCUACAUAAAAAUCACGAAAAUAGGAAACAUUAGCCGCAAGCUUGGAGCAGCUGACAGUAUCUUUGCUACCUCAGGUUUUGCCCCAUGGCCAAAGAUCUUCCAUGUCUGCAACAGAGAGGCUUAGUGGAUGGGACCAGUAUUUACCUCCUGCUGGCAAAGAGUGGGCAAGUAAUAACAGAGAUCCUUCUUUCUGUUAAGUUUCACUAAGUGUUACAUACUAAUGCUCAGCAUUUCUGACAAACUGACUGGUGGACAGAAUACAUGAAGUGAUAAAGAAAGGUGGAUCUGUUGCCUUCGACCACAGUCCCAUGGAAGUCUCUCACACACUCUUUCCUGCUGAAGAAAUAAACCUUAAAAAGUCCCUUUGCAAGAUCCCUUAAUAAUUGUAAGCAUGAAGCUCUUGCUUGACUUAUUUGGCCUUUCUGAUGGCUACCAGGAAUUUACAGCAGUGCAUUCAGUCACAAUCUUUAUUUAUCCUUUCUCUGGCUAAAAGUCUUCAGUUGUAAAUAUAUUUGCAUAAUAUAAAUAUUUGUAUAUACGUCUAAACAUAUAAACAUCAGGCUGAAAUGUAAAUUUUUAAUUAUGCCAACAAUUACAUACUAUCAUACCAUUCUGACAUCUGCUGACCAGACUAGAAAUAAUUGUUUUCUAGGAUUAAAUGCUUACAGGCUGGUUCAUACUGUCCUUUUUUUGCACAUGGUGAUUGUGGUUAUUACAUGAUCUCCUAUUUAGUGGAAGUUUUCACUAUGAGGUGGCUCUUCCCACAUUUUAGUCUUAAGUAUGGGAUCAGCUGUUAAAGGACAGAAAGAUCCCAUGUGUUAAAAGGUCUUGUAUGAGUUGACCCAGAGGGUCUGGUGCUUGUGGUCCACUGGAUACACAUGGCUCAAAUGUUCCUGUAUACUGUGUAUGUUAUUCUUGACAUUCAGAGGAUGUGAGCUGUUAACUUUGAGACAUCAUUUUCUAUAUUUCUUGAAUGUUGAAAAACAAUGUGAUGGUAUUGAGAUACAAGCCUAGCAAGAUUGAGCUGAUGACUUCUAUUUGUGAAUGAGCCAUCACAGGUUAAAUAUCAAAGAAACAACACUUUAAGCUAUCUCCACACAACACAGAGACUGUGACAAAUAUAGUGAUAAGCACACAUGGUAUGAAUUGAUCUUAUGAUAUAAUGACUUGAACAUCUUAAGCUAGCUGCCCAAGACCUUUUGGUCAUUACACUUGGUACAACAGGAGUGCAAAGGGAUUUUGUGUACUUCUUAACAUGCUGUUAUAUCCCAGAAUGAAAUGUUGCAAAUGGUAGAUGAUUAUGACUAGAAUGAUCUUGUAGAGAAACUGCAGAUUAAGAAGAUUAUCUCAGGGUAAAGAAGAAAAGUUACAGUGUUAUUACUAAUCUUCCCUGCUGUGACAUUUCAUGGUUCUGCAUUGCAGCCUGAAGACAUCUCAUAAACUAUAAAUAUUGCAUCAUAGGUAUUAUAUUAGCCAUGGCCAGACUCCCGUUGUUAUUCAAACAGCUGUAAAUACCAGUGCAAUCCUAUACAGUAUACCUGUCUGCUUAGAAGAAAGCUGGUACAGAAUUGUAGCCUAAAUGUCCGAAUUAGUCACAAUCUGAGUUCCAUGCAGCAAAAAAGCUCAUUAGUCUUUCCAUACAUUUCAGUAAAAGAUAUUGCCUGAUCUGUUUGAGUAUCGCUUUAUAAUGAUGUGUUGGUGAACAAGAAAGGCUGACAGGAUUAUUAUGAUCCCAUUUAAUUUAAUUAAUGCGUACAGCUCAUCAUGAAUCAGGCUUGGCUAGUAUAAUUCCAGACUUCCUUUUGGUAGUUUGGUAAGAUAUUUUCUUAAGGGUGUGUGUAUUGUUACAUAAAGCAGAAGAUUCUGGCUGCAAACAAUGGUACUCUCCCCCCCCCCCCCCAAGAAUCCCCAGCUGACUUGUCCCAGUUAUAGUGAGUGCCCAGCCAGGUACCUGAACUAUAUGAGAAAAAGCUUCUACAUCACUUUGCCUUCUUUUCCCAGUAGUGGGAAGUACAAACUCUAAUACUUUUUAUUCCUGCUUAAUAUUGGUGCCCAAAUUCUUACAGGGCACUAAAGCCAAAAACUUCAAGAGUGCCUGAAACGUCCAAAGCCAUAGGAUUCGAGGCCCAAAAGAAGCUGCUCCUUUUGAGCCUGGGGAGUGUUAGUUCUGUGUCAUGUCAGUCACGUGUUUGCUUCAAAAUACUGAGUGUGUAUGAUCAACAUUAAUAUUCCAUGAUGUCACUCUGUAGUUAAAAUCAUUCAGUAAGGGAAGGCGGAUCUGCAGUGGUAUGUUGCUGAUUCAGCAGUGUGCACUUGCAUUCCCCAAUGUUUAAAGCAUUCCCCUCCUACUUGAUGUAAAACUCCUCCAUUAGCUUGAGCCCCAUCUUCCAGUUAGGAGAGCUUCAUUUUACAUAAUACAGAUUUUAGGGCAGAUGCUGGCAAAGGGCAGACAUUUGCUUAGAGGAUUAGAAGCACCCUAUGCAGGACAAGAGAAGUAAAGAGGCAAAGGUUGGUUCUGCACUUCUGCCCUCCACAGCAGUUAGAUGGUAGAUUUCGGCCAUCAUGCAAUGUUUUGGAACAGAAGGGAUCUGAGAUGCCACCAGAAUAUUUUGUAUUUUGGCAAUAUAGGUCUCUUGCCCUCUGUAUAUACUAUUUCCCAAGGGUUUUUUCCCACACUGAAUGUGAGGUGGAGGAUCUGAGUGCAGAUCCCCAGCUAUAGGGACAGACUGAUUUUCCAAUCUCAUAGCUGGAAAUGUUAACACACAUGACAAUCUUGAUGCUGUCUAGAGGAUUGCUCUCCCACUUGAUUUCUCCUAUUUUAAAUUCUAAAAGCAAAAGCUCUUUAAGAGAUUGUGUUUAGGAUUGGGGUACUUGCUCUCCAUUUUGAAACCUGUUUCACUUACUUACCUGUUUGCAAGGGGAUCUGUGUUUAAAUUGCAGGGAGGAAGUUAUUCCACCAGUACAUUUUGCCAAUGCCAAAGUAAUUGUAGCUGAACAUUUCUAGGGCAGUGCAAACCAAUAGCUCCUUGCUUAAGGCUGUCCUUUCUUCAUAUCUAUUUCUAUUUUCUCACUUACUAGAAUGUAUAUUUUGUAUAGCAUGUGAAAUAUGUUUGUCUGUUGUAAUAUACCAUCAUCCAAUAAAGGGAUCCACAGUGAACUAC
Molecule: messenger RNA, 9406 nt
Organism: Varanus komodoensis (Komodo dragon)
Lineage: Eukaryota; Metazoa; Chordata; Lepidosauria; Squamata; Varanidae
Gene: LRIG2
Product: leucine rich repeats and immunoglobulin like domains 2
Exons: 18
Coding region: 3368-6253 (961 amino acids)
Molecular function (GO): protein binding
Source: RefSeq, a predicted model, not a curated record